Messenger RNA from Temnothorax curvispinosus, 883 nucleotides. RefSeq lists its product as uncharacterized. Bases 2 to 715 code for a protein of 237 amino acids. Lineage: Eukaryota; Metazoa; Arthropoda; Insecta; Hymenoptera; Formicidae. The record is from RefSeq and is a predicted model, not a curated record. The transcript has 3 exons.
GAUGGUACACAACCGAAGGAAAAGAUCGGAUCCUACAACCAUCGACUCGAUAAUUCCAAUAAACCAGCCUACUGAUACUACUGAUACACGUCUGGCAAAACGUGAGUCUAUGGUGUCCGCUCUUUCUAACUACCUGUUGUCAUUGCUACCAAAAAACGUAGCCAACGCAGCUCGAUACAUUUAUCCAUUCAUGGUUUUACGAAUAGGAGACACCACGGUAUUUCAAGGAAUUAUUAACACGUUUGGGAUGCUACUAGGUUAUUAUCCUUCUCAAACGCCAACGAUCUCUGGACGUGCAUCCGACGGAAUGCAUAUGUUUCAACAAAAUUUAACUGCACAAGACGAGCUUUUCUCGGAGUUAAUUAAGCGUGUGGAGGAACAUGAGGAGGAUAUCGUGCUGGAAUACGCUUAUCCAUGCCUAGUUGCACGAGUGAAAGACACCAAAAUGUUUCAAGAAAUUGUAAAGAAAUUGGAGUAUAUACUGGGUCAUUAUCCAUCUCAAACGCCAACGAUCUCUAAACCUGUAUACAACGGAAUGCAUAUGCACAUGAUCAGCACGGAAAAGCCAAGCCAGGAAAAUUUAUUAAAAAUACCUUUUUACUCUGAAAUAACACCGGAAGCUUUCUAUCAAUACCCGAUUGUCGGUGCUCUAUAUUUUGACAAAACUGGCAGACAAUGUCUAAAAUAUUAUUCUUACUAUCCAGCAAAUAAUUAAAAAAAUAAUCUACGCGCGCGCAUUUAUUUUGUUUAUUUAAGUUUUAACUGAUUUAUUGUUUCUUAUAUAUGUGCCUGUUUGGGUAUUACAUAUGGCGGUCAACUAAUAUUAACGAGUUAUAAAUGUUGUACGUAAAAUAUUUAAUUCUUUCUUAAAUAACAAUGUAAA